Molecule: messenger RNA, 3038 nt
Organism: Xiphophorus hellerii (green swordtail)
Lineage: Eukaryota; Metazoa; Chordata; Actinopteri; Cyprinodontiformes; Poeciliidae
Gene: ptdss1a
Product: phosphatidylserine synthase 1a
Exons: 13
Coding region: 261-1658 (465 amino acids)
Biological process (GO): phosphatidylserine biosynthetic process
Molecular function (GO): L-serine-phosphatidylethanolamine phosphatidyltransferase activity
Source: RefSeq, a predicted model, not a curated record
AAAACUCUUCCGCUUUGUGUUUGUGCAGCACCUCAGUUUCCCAUCAUAACCUAAACUGAACGCUUUCCCUGGAACCGGGUCUCCUCUCUGAGCUCAUCGCGUUCUGCUUGUUAGUUAUGUAACUUUAUAUAAUUAUUAUUUAUUAUUUUUUUCGUUGCCUGCUCGUCUGAUCUGGUGGCUGCGGAUCACUUUCUCAUGUCGCCCCAGGCGCUGUGAGGAGCCGCCGCCGCUCCUGCUCCGCUGGCCGCGUCCUGCCUGCCAUGGCGUCCGUGUAUAGCGGAUCCCAUACGUUGAGCAAAGAUGAUGUCAACUACAGGAUGCAUUUCCGAAUGAUUAACGAGCAGCAGGUCGAGGAUAUCACCAUCGAGUUUUUCUAUAAACCGCACACCAUAACGCUGCUGACAUGCACGGUGCUCAGUUUGAUGUAUUUCGCGUUUGCAAGAGAUGAUGGAAAUCCUGACAAUAAUGUCUGGGUGGGGCUCAUCCUGGUCAUCUCCUUCUUCCUGGUCAUCAGUGUUUUGGCAUUCCCCAAUGGCCCUUUCACCAGGCCGCAUCCAGCAAUAUGGCGGAUAGUGUUUGGUCUGAGUGUGCUCUACUUUCUGUUCCUGGUUUUCAUCAUCUUCCUCAACUGGCAGCAAGUGAAGCAGCUCAUGUACUGGUUGGAUCCCAACUUGCGCUACGCCAAGAGAGAGGCAGAUAUUAUGGAGUAUGCAGUGAACUGCCACGUCAUCACCUGGGAGAGAAUCAUGAGCCAUUUUGACAUCUUUGCGUUCAGCCAUUUCUGGGGCUGGGGCAUGAAGGCCCUCCUCAUCCGAAGCUACGGCCUCUGCUGGACCAUCAGUAUCACCUGGGAGCUCACGGAGCUUUUCUUCAUGCAUUUGUUGCCCAACUUUGCGGAGUGCUGGUGGGACCAGGUGAUCCUGGACAUCCUCCUGUGUAACGGAGGAGGAAUCUGGCUCGGAAUGACCGUCUGCCGCUUCUUGGAGAUGAGGACGUACCACUGGGCCAGUAUUAAGGACAUCCACACCACCACGGGGAAGAUCAAGCGAGCCGUUCUGCAGUUCACGCCUGCGAGCUGGACCUACGUGCGCUGGCUUGAUCCGAAGUCCUCCCUGCAGCGGGUCACCGGCGUCUACCUGUUCAUGAUCAUCUGGCAGCUGACAGAAUUGAACACGUUCUUCCUCAAACACAUUUUCGUCUUUCCCGCGAGCCACGCUCUCAGCUGGUGUCGAAUCCUGUUCGUUGGUAUCAUCACAGCCCCGACAGUAAGGCAGUAUUAUGCAUACCUCACAGAUACGCAGUGUAAGAGAGUGGGGACACAGUGCUGGGUCUUUGGGGCGAUAGCCUUUCUAGAGGCCUUGGCGUGUAUUAAAUUUGGACAGGACUUGUUCUCAAAAACACAGAUCCUCUAUGUGGUCCUCUGGCUGCUGUGUUUGGCCUUCAUUACAUUCCUGUGUCUGUAUGGGAUGGUGUGGUAUGCAGAAACAUAUGGUCCAAGGGGAAAGAGCCUUUCAGAGUGUGAAGACAGUAAUUACGCAGAGUCUCCUGACCACAUGUCUGGGGAUUUUAAAGAUGACAUGGACUCAAACGGUGAGAGCCCCAUGAUCAGACGAAGAGGGAAAAACAAACCCUUAAAUGGCAUCGACAGCCAGCAGUAAGCUGAGCCGGGGAGGCCGCGAGACAUCCGAGCUCCUUCUGCAGAAGAUCCUGAAACUUCACCAUCCCACCACCGCCGCCGACACUUUCUGGAGAGGGGGAGAGCAGACAUCAGAUAAUAGGAAGUGGAUGAACAGGUGAUUGCUGUGUUGUGAUGAAAAGUGUUGCGGCUCAAACUACAGAGAUGCACGUCGCAUUGUGUACUCAAGAAACUCCUAAACCACUAAUCACAGGUUUCUUUGUGUGUGACUGAGAGCGAGACAGUCUGUGGGCGUGUGAGAGAAUAAAAGCGGCUGUUGCUGUGACUGCAUGUCCAUUGUAGCUUUUAAGUGACAACACAAUAUCACUGAAGGUUGGCAUUCAUCUGGCUGAAUGCCAGUAAGUUGGUAUCAUAAUGUUAAAAGCCAUUUUAAAGAUUUAAUCACUUUAUUUGAAGCCUGUAUGUUUUGUUGGGUUUUUUUGUCUUUUUUUGAUACUUGCAUUCUUCACUGAUUAUCGAUUUAUUUCCUAAAUGUUUCUCUCUCUUUUUAUUUGUUUUAAUACUUGAAUGUGGACAGAAUUUCCAUGCCAGACAGCUUUAGCUUGUUAGCGUGAUCAGCUGAGGUUCAUUUUGUAAAGAAGCACACGGUUAAAGCACUUUGCAGGAGUUUUUCCCUGAAAAUACUGUACAUUUCGUAAUGUUCUAGUAUUAUGUGAACUAUUGUGAUCCAGAGUGACUUUACUUUCUCCACUCCGCCUGUGGCUGCUAUGUUAUUUUAAAUUUUUCUAUAUUUGAAGGACAAUUAUUCAGACCCUUGCAUGUCGGUGUGCAGGUGGUUUUCUUUUCCUGCCAACCUUCUCGCUCCGUUCAUUUCUUUUGCAUGACUGUCAAAUCAAGUGUUUCAAUAGGAUAAUGUUACAACAGUAGGAAAAAAGAAGUCUUUAUAAUAUCUAAACCUGAACACAAGUAUUGUCUUUUACUGUCAUAACAUUUUUAUUCACGCCUUGUGCCUGUUUGCAUGGAAUUUAUUUCUUCCUAACGCUUCUCAGUCUGUAUUUAGACUAAGGAAUUAUUUCUUAUUCCUAACGCUUCUCAGUCUGUAUUUAGACUAAGCUCUCUGUUAUUGAAUACUCUCACCUGGAAAGCUUCGUUGGAGCUUUGUUGUCAUUUUGUUCUAUCAGUAUCAUCUCAGCACUAAGAUAUUUCUCGUAUCCUCGACAAUCCAAAUGCUGGCCUCGGUGAAACGGUCUCCCGGGCAACAUUAGGCUUUGUAAAUGGUACAAUGUCUCUGGAUAUACAUUUCAUUUUGCCAAAACCAUUACUGUUGAAGAUGACGUGUGCUGUUUGUUUCACUGUGAAAAAACAAAUUCAACAUAUUAAAAUGUUUUACAUUUCCUCUUUA